AUGACUCAACCAAAAACUUCAGAUACCAACAGUGAUAUACCAAUUAAUUCAGUAACUCAAAAUCUUACCAAUGAUUUCGGUAUUAAUGAUAAUUUAUUUCUAACAGCAUCUGAAGAGCAAGGAAAGUGUGAUUUUUCAUCACCACAUUUCUUUGAACAUGAUUCAAGAUCGCAAAUAAUAUCCACCCAGGAAUCAUCUAUUGCAUCUCCAUCAUCAUCAUCUCCUCCUAUACUUGAACGUCAACUGAGUAAGGAGUGUGUAAUAGAACAAAAAGUAGAAACAGAUACUAAAAAUCCAUUAUCACUGGAUACUUUUGGAUUACCAUUCAGUUCAUCAACGUCGACUAAUAGUCAGUUACAUUGUAUUCCUACAACUGUUACAAGUGUUACUUCUGUCCGACGUCCUCGUCAUAAACCUGCAGAACGACGGGAAUUAUUGGAGUUAGCUGUAAAUGAUGUAUUAGGUUCUCAGAUAUCAAUGAGACGUGCUGCACAAAAGUAUAACUUAGCAAAAUCAUCUCUAUGUGAUUAUGUUCGUAAAAAUGGAAUUAUAUUACCCAAUUUACGUUUUAAAUCUUAUCAAACUAUUCCAAGAUCAACAGCUACUGAUUUGGCUGUAUCAAGUAAAAAAGUUACCUUAUCAGGAAGUACAAAUCGUCAAACAUUGGCUUCAUGUAAACGUAGCGGUUCACCAAUGACUGGUGAUACUUGUAUAUCAUCAUCUAUGAAUCCUUUACCGGCAAAAUUAUCAUGCGGUAUAACUCGUAAAGUGAAUAUUAGUCGAACAAAGAAUAUGGAUAAUAAUAGUAAUAAGCAACACUCUAAAUUAUCUGCAAGACCAUUAAUCCAAAUGGAUAACUUAUCCCUUGGAAUAGAUAAUGACAGAACUGUUUCUUUGGCUAGUAAUUGUGACUUAAACUGUAUUCGUUCACUUAUAUCAUCGGAGAAAACUGGUAUUGAUUCUUGUCCAAAUGAAUUUUGUUUAUCAAGUCAACAACAUCAUACAAGUAAUCAAAGUAAUCUAUUUAGUGUAUCCAACAUAUCUAAGUGUUUCGCAAAUGUUACCACUUGUAAAUCAGGUCGUGUUGAAAGCCCUUGGUAUAAUGCUGCUGGACUUCCUACUCAAGUGCCUAUGCGUUCAUGGACAGGUACUAAUACAUUAAGUGGAUCAUUACAAAAUAUGAAUCAACCAGAUCAACAAACAAUAAUUAUGAAAAGUACAUCAUCUAACAGUGGAAUAUUCAGUAAUCAUCUACAUUCGAAUGUAGAUGAUUCUCUGAAUAGUAAUCUAUGUCUUACUAAUAAAUCCAAACUAAACCAUCCUUCUCUAUCCACAAAUGUAAAUACACCACUUUCAUUAGCCAAUAAUUAUUUAAAAGUCUUGACUGAGAAUACAAGUGAUACAGUAACAGAUUGCUUACAAGUUGCAAACUAUUUAUUAUCCGGUGAAACUAAAACUCUCGGUGGUGAAUUAAAUAGUCGACAAAAUUUUUUUUUAUCAAAUGAUUGUUGUUGUCGUCCAACAAAUUUUCCAACUGAUUCUUCUAUUUCCCAAUUAUCAUCUGAAUAUGAUCGUCGGAUAUUAUUAAACGAAGAAUCUGCCAAAUCUUGGAUUUUUAACAAUUCAAAUAGAAAUAAUAACGGAUUAUCAGAUUCGGAACAAUCAAGAAUAAUUCUUGAUAGUACACAAUCUCUUCGUAGUACAAACGAAUCAUCAUCAUCAUCUACAGGAGUUUCAUAUUCACCUCCUACUAGUAGCAACACUGCUACUUUAGAUUCAUCAACUAAUUCAAGAUUUUUAACUACUCCACUUAGUUUAUCUACAUCUAGUUGUCAAAUUUUUUCAGAUGAAACUAUAAAACUUCCUUUUAAAACUAUUCAUUCUAAUUCAGAUCAUACAGAUCAUAUUGGUUUACAAUCUGAAUCUGGGGAUAGUAAUAAUAACAUUGUUACAGAUCGUUUUUUAUCAAAUUCUACUACAGCAUCUGCUGCAUUAUAUUCAUUUCUUGGUCUUAAUUCUAUUAAUCAUAUUAAUUCUCAUAUUUGUCAACCAUCAACUUCAAUUUUUCAAUCGAAUUUAUUACCUAUUAAUCAAGCAGCUAUAGCUGCAUUAUUAUUGCAAUAUACUCGAGGUACUGCUGCAAUUCCUGUUUCAACUGCUUCAACUGUUUCGAUAAAUUCAACUAAUACAUCAAAUUAUACAAAUUGUCCUAUUGUUACUUCACCUUUCAACUCAUCACAGCUUCAAAAUUCAAUUGAUAUUGUACAAAAUUCAUUAGAUCAUUCAAAUCAAAUUGAUAAAUCAUUCAUUCAAACAACACAAUCUAUUCCUUCAACUCAUUUACCUUAUUCUACCAAAAAUCAUUGUACUUUAUCAGAAUUAAAUUUUUAUGAUCAACAAAUUAAUUUAUUAAAACAAUUUCCAAAAUUUUUAUUAGAAUCUAAUAGUGGGAUAGUGUCAUCACCAAAUGAAUUAGUUAUUCCAACAUAUUUAACAAAUCAAUCUGCUGCUUAUUCUUUGCGGCAAUUGGCAAACACUUUAUUCUGGAGUUCGCUUGGUUCCAAAGCCAUAGAUUUACUUUCAACAUUUGGACCGAGCAUAUUACAACCACCGCCAUCAUCAUUAUCAUCAUUACAAGAGCAACGGAUUAACUCGGUAAAUUUUUCAAAUUCUUCAUCCAUUCAUACUACUACAACAACAACAACAACCGUAACCCCAACAUCUAUAGCUGUAACAAAAAGUGGAAUAAAUCUAUUAAAUAAUAAUAAUAAUAUUGACAAUCAAGUUAAUUGUUGUGGAACUACCGAUUCAAUCAAAGUUCAUCAACCGACUACAUCAAUAUCAAUAACAAACGAUCCUUCUACUUUAUUAUUAAAUAGUGAUUUAUUAAGAAAUCAAUUACUUUUACUUCAUUCCAAUAAUUCUAACAUGUCACAUCAUGUACAAGGUCUUAUUAAUUUUAUAAAUAAAUCACCAACACCAUUUCAUGUUAUCCAAUCAGUGAGGACAUUUUUGGAUAAUCAUGGUUUUCGUGAAUUAUUUGAAGAAGAAUCUUGGAGUUUACGACCUUUAGAUAAAGUUUAUAUAACAAAAAAUGAAUCAACUGUAAUUGCAGCCGCUGUUGGUGGUCGAUUUGAAACAGGCAAUGGUUUUACAUUGCUUGGAGCACAUACAGAUAGUCCAUGUUUACGUUUAAAACCAAAUUCGGAACGUUUAAAAGAAGGAUAUAUUCAAUUAGGUGUUGAAACAUAUGGUGGUGGUCUUUGGUAUACAUGGUUUGAUAGAGAUUUAAAAUUAGCUGGACGUGUAAUUAUUCGUAAUGCUGAAGGACGCCUGGAACAACGUUUAGUACAUAUUAAUAAUCCAAUUGCAUGUGUUCCUAGUUUAGCAAUACAUUUAAAUCAAGAAAUAAAAACUCAAGGUUUUCAUCCAAAUUCUGAACAACAUUUAUCUCCAAUAUUGUGUACUAGGUUAAUGGAACAGCUUCAAAAUCCAAAUGCUCAAAAUGCCAAUACUACCGAAUGUGGAAAUGAUUCAACAAAUUCGUGUUUUAACAUAUGUCCUAUUUCAUUGCCUAAUAGAAAUCGUCAUCCACCAGCUUUAUUACGUUUAUUAAGUGAAGAAACAGGUGUUAGUGAACAACAAAUUGUAGAGCUAGAGCUUUGUUUUGCCGACGCACAACCUGCUUGUGUUGGUGGUUUAUACAAAGAAUUUAUUCAUGCACCUCGUUUAGAUAAUUUAUUUAAUUCUUAUGCUGGUCUUCAUGGUUUCAUUGAAUCUCUUCCAACUUUAUCUUCUGAAUGUAAUAUACGUUUGUUAUGCUUAUUUGAUCAUGAAGAAGUUGGAUCUACAUCAACUCAAGGUGCAGAUUCAGGUUAUACUUUGUCUGUUAUUCGUCGACUUAAUAAAGCAUUUGAAAUGUGCAAUUUAUCUGAAACACUUACACCAAGUAACAAUACAAAUAUAUCACAAUGUACAAAAUGUAAUUUAGAUUUACAUUUUGAAAAAUCAUUAGCUAAAUCUUUUCUUGUAUCAGCUGAUCAAGCUCAUGCAGUUCAUCCAUCAUGGGGUGAACGACAUGAAUGUUAUCAUAAACCUCAAUUUCAUAGUGGUGUCGUAUUAAAAUACAAUGUUUCACAACGUUAUGCUACAAAUAGCCUUACUGCAGCGGUUGUUCGUGAAAUUGCUCAUUUGUGUAAUGUCCCAGUUCAGGAAUUUGUUUCAAGACAAGAUAUGCAUUGUGGUUCUACAAUAGGACCAUUAUUAUCAUCCCAAUUAGGUGUACCUACUGUAGAUUUAGGUUUUCCUCAAUUAGCUAUGCAUUCAUGUAGAGAAUUAUGUUGUUCAACUAGUAUUGAACAAGCAGUACGUUUUUUUUCAUCAUAUUAUGAACAUUUAUCAAAAUUAUGGUGUAAUCAAUCAUAUCGUGAAAGUAAACCACCACCACCACCACAACAACAACAACAACAGCAACAAUCCCAUCAAUCUUAUCAUCAAAUUCAUUUGAUGAAUUAA
Schistosoma rodhaini is the source of this 4515-nucleotide messenger RNA. The record is from the annotation of a GenBank genome assembly. Lineage: Eukaryota; Metazoa; Platyhelminthes; Trematoda; Strigeidida; Schistosomatidae.